UUAUUGACAUAAACAAAGUCUAUUUUUUUUAUAUGAAAUUGUUUUAAUUUUUUUGAAGUAAACGCAAAAAGCCAUUUGGAUAUUAAAUUUUUUUAAAUUAUUGUGUUGGAUAAAUAUUAUGUUUAAGAACACUUUCCAGUCUGGAUUUUUAUCAAUAUUAUACAGCAUUGGAAGUAAACCUCUGCAAAUAUGGGACAAAAAAGUAAGAAAUGGCCACAUUAAGCGUAUCACAGACAACGACAUACAAAGCUUAGUCCUCGAAAUAGUUGGAACUAAUGUGAGUACGACAUUCAUAACAUGCCCGGCGGAUCCAAAAAAAACUUUGGGUAUAAAAUUGCCAUUUUUGGUAAUGAUUAUAAAAAAUAUGAAAAAAUAUUUCACAUUUGAAGUUCAGGUAUUGGAUGAUAAAAACGUCAGGAGACGUUUUAGAGCAAGCAACUAUCAGUCAACGACACGUGUUAAACCAUUUAUUUGCACAAUGCCCAUGCGAUUAGAUGAAGGGUGGAAUCAAAUUCAAUUCAAUCUAUCUGAUUUUACGAGAAGGGCGUAUGGUACCAAUUACGUCGAAACAUUGAGAGUACAAAUACAUGCAAAUUGCCGCAUUCGGCGAGUUUAUUUCUCCGAUCGUCUUUAUUCUGAAGAUGAAUUACCGCCAGAAUUUAAAUUGUUUCUGCCAAUUCAAAAACCGGUUCAAAAAACUACGGCCCAGGCUAUUUGCAGUUAAAAAAAAACUAAUUAAUUUUCUAUAUUGACAUUAUAUCAAAAAUAACAAAUUAAAUUUUUUCACAUCUUUUA
Calliphora vicina (urban bluebottle blowfly) is the source of this 795-nucleotide messenger RNA. It is a transcript of the gene Bug22, whose product is annotated as cilia- and flagella-associated protein 20. Bases 119 to 724 code for a protein of 201 amino acids. Gene Ontology annotation, cellular component: ciliary basal body; motile cilium. The record is from RefSeq and is a predicted model, not a curated record. Gene Ontology annotation, biological process: cilium assembly; positive regulation of cell motility; regulation of cilium beat frequency involved in ciliary motility. The transcript has 2 exons. Lineage: Eukaryota; Metazoa; Arthropoda; Insecta; Diptera; Calliphoridae.